This is a messenger RNA of [Candida] anglica, 2451 nucleotides long. NCBI's taxonomy places the organism in Eukaryota, Fungi, Ascomycota, Pichiomycetes, Serinales, Debaryomycetaceae. The record is from the annotation of a GenBank genome assembly.
AUGAUGAGUGAUAUUGGUAGUGAGAAUCAGAAUAGAGAGAUUCCUACUAUUCCAAGUCGUCCAAAGAGAAAGUUGAAAGGAAUUGAUGGGGAGGAAUUGACCCCUGAAGUUGCUGAUGUAAGCAAGAAUCAGAAGGAGGUAGUGGAGAAGGAGAAGGAGGAGGAGGAUACACCACCACCAGUGCCAGAAAAGGAGACCAAGGAUGAUACUGAGAAGGAGACUGAGAAGAAGGACGAGGAAGAUGAGAAGAAGGAAGGUAUUCCUGAAUUGGUGGGGAAGUCUGGUCUGACAAUUAUCCCCAGCAUACCGGCAAGACCACAGAAACAACAAUUAAUAGCAACCACAAACUCUUCGUUUGAGACACCUCCACGUCCAAGAGGUAGAGGGGUAAACGAUUUCCCCCUGCCAUCUGUAGAUCUUUCGGAGGUUCCCUUUGGAGGGAAUGGGUCUGGGAAGUCACAACAGGACGGGGUGACGCCAUUGGAUGAACUUCCAGAGCCUUCUAUUGAGGCGCGUACCCCUGAAAGAACUCCUAGUACAAGCACCCGCGUGCCCCAACCAGCACCCACUCCAUCUACCUUGGGCUCACUUGACCGGUUAGAUGAAGUUUCAUCGAUCCUUGCCGAGCCAAUCGUCCCGUUCAGACCUUCAAAGAAACGCAACGCAAUAGAAAAUGAAUCCCCGACAUUCAGUGUGGGUACAAAUGAUUAUGCCAUGUCUUCAGAUGUAUCGAUUGUGACCACACCUGUAGGAGGGGAUCCUACUCGGAAUGAUGAUCUUAUCAGGGAGGAGGAGGAGGAAGAAGGCGAGGAAGAGAAAAAAGAUGAGACCAAGGAAAUUGUGGAUGAACCGAUUGUGAGACCAAUGAAGGUGGAUAGUAUGAAUAAAAGCUUGCCACAGAUUCCUAAACGUCCAACAAAGGGGGAGGUGGAUGAUGUGACCAGUUCCGAUGAAUCACCGGUAAGUCUUUUACCAGCCAACGAAACAACCAAGGAUGAAACACAGACGUCCAUUGGAAGUGUCAAUGCCGGUAAACUCAAUUCUGAGCACAGUGAUGGAGAAGAAGGAGAUGGGGACAAGACUCCGGGAAACAGUGACACCAAGGUAACUUUCAAGACAUUUGAAGAGGAAGGAGGUCCGAUUUCAGACUCUUCUAGCUUUGAUGAUGAUUUGGAAACUGUUCUGCAAGAACGGGAGGAAAAGGAAGAGAACAAACAAGAAGAUGAUAAAGUGGACACACCUGCCAAGGAUAUCCCAAGUAAUUCUGUUACCCCACCAGCUGUUCCAGAAAAGGAUCCGCAGAGUUCUGAAGGUUCUGUUGUGAAACCCCCAACAAUUCCAAGAAGACCUCCAAGACCAGCUAAAGUUGUUAGUGAAGGAUCUAUUUCAUCUGGUGCUUCAGGAUCUGAUGUACCAACAACCAAAAGUAAACCUCCACCUCCAAAGCCAAAGAAACUUUCUUCAAAGAUUGCUGCUUUCCAAGAAAUGUUCAGUCAACAAUCGAAACCAUUACCAAGUAUCCCUAGACGUGAAGUCAAGGAGAUUGACGAGAGUGGGUCCGGUUCCAGCUCUCCUUCCAUUCCCAAGAGACCUUCCAAGCUUUCUGAUAACCGGGCCAAGUUUGCCCAAAGUUUGCAAGGCAUGAUGGGACGUGGGAUUGCCAUGCCAGGGAUGGUUAACCCAGCAAUGCUAGCUGGUGGAGAAGAUGAAGAAAAGGUAGAAGAAGAGGAUGAGACAACCGUGGGGGGUGUAGAGAAGAAUGAAGAGCCUCCGAAGGAUGUGAGAAAGGGACGAGCCAAGGGACCAAGAGGAAAGAAAUUACCGAAGGCCAUAAAGGAAGCACCCCCAGUGGAAACAAGUCCGAGAUUCGAUAUGGUUAUUGAAGACUUGUGGGAGGUUACUCGUCAGGAAGUUGAAGAGAAGCAAGAGAGUUUGGAUGAUGAUAUAUCUUCUGAAGAAUUUACUUUUGAUGUUCCUACCCAUGUUGAGAAUGAAAGGGAUGCCCUGGUGGCUUCUGAGCCUUUGGAGGAAGAAGAGUCUGUUGUUGUUAGUCCGCCACCAUCUGUGACUGAAAUUAGUACAAUUGAGGAGGAGAAUGAGGAGGAGGAUGAAAAUGAUAAGGAGACAGUUGAAAAGGAACAGGUGGUUGAUAGAGAGGGUACGAAUGACUAUAUUAAAGAAGGGAAGGUUGAACAACGUAUUCCUAUUGAAUCUAUUACUGAACCUCUGUCUAGUGAGAUUUCUAGUGGGGUUGUUUCUACUGAGGCUGCUCCUUCUGAGGAUAUUUCUACUGAUCCUGUCUCUACUAGUCAUGUCUCUGGUGAACAAGUCUCUACUGAACAUGGCUUCACUGGUCAUGUCUCUACUGAACAUGUCACUAGUGAACAUGUCUCCACUGAUUCCAAUCCUAUCACUCCUAACCCUAUCUCCACUUCAAUACAAACAGAAUAA